GCCUCAACCAACCAGUAACCGUUUACACAACCAGAUAUGAAUUUGUUUUCUUCCCUUCAGAUAUUUUUCUCGAUAACGCUAAAUCACUGCUCUCUCACACUCUUCCUGCAUCAACAGACGGUCUACCUUCAACUAUUCAAUCCAUUUUUUCAUGUUGACAUUCAAAUUUGGAGUAAAUUGCUUCCUAAUUUACCCAAGAAGUUGCCAGUGCAAGUAUGAAGGGGCACCCGGAAGUUCUGAUGCCCAGCCGAAAGAGAAAUUUAAGCGCGAUAGUCUCUACAUAAACGACCAAGGGAAAUUCAAACACUUCAAUCAUAAAAAAGUUUCAAGGAAAAGGGGUGGUUCUUUAAGGGGGCAGGGAUGGAAAUAUGGAUCAGGAUUUGUGGAUGGAAUAUUCCCAGUGCUGAGCCCUGAUGCUCAGCAGAUUUUGAAUUUCAUGAAAAAGGAGAUGGAUUUGAACAGGGUAUGGGAUGCUCUUAGUAGUCUUCCUCCUACUCACACUACAUGGGAUGACAUCAUCAGCGUUGCUGUUCAACUUCGUCUCAAUAAAAGAUGGGAUCCGAUCAUAACGAUGUGUGAAUGGAUAUUGUACAGGAGUAGUUUCCAGCCUGAUGUAAUCUGCUACAAUUUACUUAUCGAUGCUUUUGGACACAAGUCAUGCGCUAACAAGGCAGAGUCUACUUAUUUGAACCUUCUAGAAGCUAGGUGCAUUCCUACUGAGGAUACUUAUGCACUUCUUCUGAGGGCCUAUUGUACAUGUGGAUUACUAGAGAAAGCCGAAGUUGUCUUUGUGGAAAUGCAGAAAUACGGUCUUUCACCAAGUGCAGUGGUGUAUAACGCGUAUAUUGAUGGGCUAAUGAAGGGUAGAAACACGCAGAAAGCUAUAGAGAUCUUUCAAAGGAUGAAGAGAAAUAGCUGCCAACCCUCAACCGAUACCUAUACAAUGUUGAUCAACUUAUACGGGAAGGCAAACCGUUCGUACAUGGCUUUGAAGGUUUUCCAAGAAAUGAAGAGUCAAAAGUGCAAACCAAAUAUCUGUACUUACACCGCUUUGAUAAACGCAUUUGCUCGAGAAGGCCUCUGUGAGAAAGCAGAGGAGAUAUUCGAACAGCUACAGGAAGCUGGGAUCGAGCCCGAUGUUUACUCUUAUAACGCACUAAUGGAAGCCUACAGUCGGGCAGGAUUUCCUUAUGGUGCGGCAGAAAUCUUUUCGCUUAUGCAGCAUAUGGGCUGUGAACCAGAUAGAGCAUCAUUUAACAUUAUGGUUGAUGCGUAUGGAAGAUCUGGUCUUCAUGAAGAUGCUCGAUUAGUCUUUGAGGAGAUGAAGCGGCUAGGAAUUGAACCAACCAUGAAGUCACAUAUGGUCCUUCUAUCAGCCUAUUCGAAAGCCGGUAACGUGUCAAAAUGUGAAGAAAUAGUGAGCAAAAUGCACAAGUCAGGGCUCGAGCCGGAUACAUUCGUGCUCAACACAAUGCUAAACGUUUAUGGGCGAAUGGGUCAUUUCAAAAAGAUGGAAGAAGUUUUAGCAGUUAUGGAAAACAGACCGUAUGCACCCGACAUCAGCACUUACAACAUCUUGAUCAAUAUGUAUGGACGUGCAGGCUAUUUUGAACAAAUGGAAGAAAUUUUCAGACUGUUACCAGCUAAGAAUUUGCAAAGGGACGUGGUGACGUGGACUUCUCGUCUUGGAGCAUAUUCUAGGAAGAAACAGUACACGCGAUGCUUACAAAUCUUUGAAGAAAUGAUCACCGAUGGAUGUUAUCCCGAUGGAGGUACCGCAAGAGUUCUUCUUUCGUCUUGUUCUACCAAAGAGCAAGUUGAACAAGUGUCUUUAGUUCUUAGGACAAUGCAUAAAGAUAUGAAAACCGAGCUACAAUAAUGACAAAAGCGACUCAAACAUACGUCUCGAUAAUACAAUCAGAAUUUAAUUAUUACAAAUCCACGUUUAAGUAAA
Molecule: messenger RNA, 1954 nt
Organism: Helianthus annuus (common sunflower)
Lineage: Eukaryota; Viridiplantae; Streptophyta; Magnoliopsida; Asterales; Asteraceae
Product: pentatricopeptide repeat-containing protein At2g35130
Exons: 8
Coding region: 152-1879 (575 amino acids)
Molecular function (GO): protein binding
Source: RefSeq, a predicted model, not a curated record